AAAACUAAAACUAAAAGUGGUUUCUCUUAUACAGUAAUUGUUUGAUUUCAAUUUUCUCUGCUACUUCUUCUUCUUACUAGUACUACCUGAUCACACAGUAAUAGAUAGUAUCACCAAAUCCCUAAUUUCUCUCUCCUAAGUCCUAACUUUUGUUUUUUUUUUAAAUAAUAAUUUUAAUACUCCAUUUUUCCGCCAUGGAUGGACGGAUCUAGUUCUUGAAGAAGCUUAAUAUUUCUCUGUAUAGAUCUCCGAUUCCGAAAAGCACGAUUAUUGUCGUUAAGGCGGCGAUGAAAGUUCCGUGUUGUUCUGUGUGUCACACGCGAUACAACGACGAAGAACGAGCUCCAUUACUUCUUCAAUGCGGGCAUGGAUUCUGCAAAGAGUGUUUAUCGCGGAUGUUCAGUUCAUCGGUGGACAAUUCUCUCUCCUGUCCUCGUUGCCGCCAUGUAACCCUAGUCGGAAACUCAGUGUCGGCGCUUAAAAAGAACUUCGCUCUUCUAGCUUUAACCUCCGCCGGAAACUCAUCUUCUUCCGACGAUGAGGUGAGCGACGGUGAAAACGCUGAAAACGUGGAGAAUAAUCAUAAUAAUGAGUUGUCAUUAGAUGAGUUAUUGGAGGAGGAGGAUCGUCGUCGUCGGAGUUGGAGGACGGGAGGUUGUUCAAUGGAGGUGGCGAAUCAUGGUGAGGUGAAGUUAGUGCAGAGGAUAGGGGAAGGGAGGAGAGGAGGGGUUGAAAUGUGGACCGCAACGAUGGCGGGAGGGGGAGGGGGAAGGGGUGGUGGUGGGGUAAGAUGCCGGCAUAAGGUGGCGGUGAGGAAGGUGGCAAUAACGGAGGAGAUGGAUGUAAUGUGGGUGCAGAAUCAGUUGGAGGGUUUGAGACAGGCAGCAGUAUGGUGUAGGAAUGUAACUAGUUUUCAUGGGGUAACAAGGGUGUUGGAUAAUAAUUCACUUUAUCUAGUGAUGGAUAGGUGUUAUGGAUCACUUGAAUCUGCUAUGCAACGAAACGAAGGAAGGUUAACACUUGAUCAAAUUCUGAGGUAUGGAGCAGAUAUUGCAAGAGGUGUUGCUGAACUACAUGCUGCUGGUGUUGUAUGUAUGAAUUUGAAGCCAUCAAAUAUACUUUUGGAUGUAAAUGGUCAUGCUGUGGUUUCUGAUUAUGGACUUGCAGCAAUUUUAAAAAAGCCAAUAUGCAGAAAAGCGCGAGCACAAGGUGAUGGGGAUUCAUCAACAAUUCAUUCUUGUAUGGAUUGCACCAUGCUUAGUCCACAUUAUACAGCUCCAGAGGCAUGGGAACCUGUAAGAAAAUCUUUGAACUUGUUUUGGGAAGAAUCUAUAGGGAUAUCUGCAGAAUCAGAUGCUUGGAGUUUUGGAUGUACCUUGGUGGAAAUGUGCACUGGGACCAUUCCUUGGGCAGGUCUCAGUGCUGAGGAAAUCUAUCGUACUGUUGUCAAGGCUCGAAAAUUGCCUCCACAAUAUGCUAGUGUAGUUGGUGUCGGAAUACCCAGAGAGUUGUGGAAAAUGAUUGGGGAAUGCUUACAGUUCAAACCAUCUAAGCGCCCCACAUUCAGUGCCAUGCUAGCAAUAUUUCUUCGUCAUUUACAGUCACUGCCUCGAAGCCCUCCUGCAAGUCCUGAUAACGACAUGGAGCCAUGUGUCAGUACAAAUUUGAUUGAGCCGUCUCCUACAUCUGUCUUGGAGGUGUACCCAUAUAAUCCCAAUCAACUGCAUCGACUAGUAUCUGAGGGGGAUUUGAAUGGUGUAAGAAACUUUCUUGCCAAGGCUGCAUCAGGAGCUGGUAGCAGCGCAGUCUCUUCACUGCUAGAAGCACAGAACAACGACGGGCAGACUGCUCUUCACCUUGCCUGUAGAAGAGGGAGUUCUGAGCUGGUUGAAACUAUAUUGGGGUACAAAGAGGCUGAUGUAGAUAUCCUUGAUAAAGAUGGGGAUCCUCCGCUUGUCUUUGCUUUGGCUGCUGGAUCUCCUGAGUGUGUUCGUGCCCUUAUAAAAAGAAAUGCUAAAGUGGGAUCUAAAUUGAGGGAAGGAUUUGGCCCUUCUGUAGCUCAUGUCUGUGCGUACCAUGGUCAACCUGAUUGCAUGCGAGAAUUAUUGUUAGCCGGGGCUGAUCCUAAUGCUGUCGAUGAUGAAGGUGAAUCUGUUCUGCAUAGAGCUGUUGCAAAGAAAUAUACCGACUGCGCUCUGAUUAUAUUGGAAAAUGGGGGUUCUAGAUCAAUGGGUGUUCGGAAUUUAAAGAACAUGACACCCUUGCACCUCUGUGUAGCAACAUGGAAUGUGGCUGUUGUGAGAAGAUGGGUGGAGGUUGCUACAAUUGAGGAAAUAGCUGAUGCAAUAAAUAUACUGAGCCCAGUUGGAACAGCCUUGUGUAUGGCUGCAGCUGCUAAGAAAGAUCACGAAAAAGAGGGAAGAGAAUUGGUGCGGCUAUUACUUGCUGCUGGAGCUGACCCAACGGCCCAAGAUGCUCAACAGAGAACUGCUUUACAUACAGCUGCUAUGGCCAAUGAUGUGGAGUUGGUGCAGAUCAUUCUGAAUUCUGGAGUUGAUGUCAACAUUCGUAAUGCACACAAUACAGUGCCUCUUCAUGUGGCUUUGGCUCGAGGUGCAAAAUCUUGCAUAGGCCUGCUUCUGUCAGCUGGAGCUGACUAUAAUUUUCAGGAUGAUGAAGGUGAUAAUGCUUUCCACAUAGCAGCUGAUGCAGCUAAGAUGAUACGUGAAAACCUUGAAUGGAUUAUACAUAUGCUUAAAUGUCCAGAUGCUGCUGUUGAUCUAAGGAAUCACAGUGGUAAGACCUUAAAAGACUUCCUAGAGGUCCUUCCCCGAGAAUGGAUUUCUGAAGAUCUGAUGGAAGCACUUUUGAACAAAGGGGUUCAACUAUCUCCUACAAUAUAUGAUAUUGGCGACUGGGUGAAAUUCAAGAGGAGCAUCACAUCUCCAAAGUAUGGUUGGCAAGGUGCAAAACAGAAAAGUGUUGGUUUUGUGCAGAGUAUCCUUGACAAGGAGCAUCUAAUCAUAUCAUUUUGCACCGGAGAGGCCAAGGUUUUGGUGAGUGAAGUUUUGAAAGUGAUUCCAUUGGACAGGGGACAGCAUGUAAAACUUAAAGAAGACGUCAAGGAACCAAGGUUUGGAUGGCGGGGCCACUCACGUGACAGCAUUGGGACUGUACUAUGUGUUGACGAUGAUGGGAUAUUGCGUGUUGGGUUUCCAGGGGCCUCCAGGGGGUGGAAGGCUGAUCCUGCGGAGAUGGAGAGAGUAGAAGAGUACAAAGUUGGGGACUGGGUUCGUAUCCGUCCAUCUCUUACAACGGCCAAACAUGGCUUGGGUGCUGUCACACCAGGCAGCAUUGGUAUAGUAUACUGUAUUAGACCUGAUAGUAGUCUGUUGCUGGAACUAAGCUACCUUCCAAAUCCAUGGCACUGUGAGCCAGAGGAGGUUGAGCAUGUGGAACCUUUCAGGAUUGGUGAUCGGGUCUGUGUUAAACGCUCAGUUGCAGAACCAAGAUAUGCUUGGGGGGGUGAAACUCAUCAUAGUGUGGGAAGAAUAAGUGAGAUAGAGAGUGAUGGCCUCUUAAUUAUUGAAAUACCCAACCGGCCAAUACCUUGGCAAGCUGAUCCAGCUGACAUGGAAAAGGUGGAGGAUUUUAAGGUGGAGGAUUGGGUUAGAGUUAAAGCUUCAGUUUCUUCCCCCAAAUAUGGGUGGGAAGAUGUCAACAGAAAUAGCAUUGGAGUUAUCCAUAGCUUGGAGGAAGAUGGUGACAUGGGUGUUGCCUUUUGCUUUAGAAGCAAGCUUUUUAGCUGUUCCGUGACUGAUGUGGAGAAAGUGGCUCCUUUUGAGGCGGGGCAGGAGAUUCAUGUGCUGCAAUCUAUUUCUGUGCCACGACUUGGGUGGUCUAGUGAAUCUCCAGCUACAGUUGGGAAAAUUGAUAGAAUUGACAUGGAUGGAACAUUAAAUGUGAGAGUAGCUGGUAGAUCUAGCCUCUGGAGAGUUUCUCCUGGAGAUGCUGUGUGUUUGUCAGGUUUUGAAGUGGGUGAUUGGGUGCGAUCGAAACCUAUCUUGGGAACUAGACCAAGUUAUGACUGGAGCAGCAUAGGCAAGGAAGGUGUAGCAGUCGUCCAUAGUGUACAAGAUAAUGGAUAUUUAGAGCUGGCCUGUUGUUUCCGUAAAGGAAAGUGGCAUGCUCAUGACACAGACAUGGAGAAGAUCCCAAGUCUGAAGGUUGGGCAAUAUGUUAAAUUUCGUGCUGGACUAACAGAGCCAAGAUGGGGCUGGAGAGGUGCCAAUCCAAACUCUCGAGGCAUUAUUACCAGUGUUCAUGCUGAUGGAGAAGUAAGGGUAGCAUUCUUUUCCUUGCUAGGGCUAUGGAGAGCAGAUCCUGCUGACUUGGAGAUUGAGGCAGUGUUUGAUGUGGGUGAGUGGGUGAGAUUGAAGGAUGAUGCUGGAAACUGGAAAUCUGUCGAGCCUGGCAGUAUAGGGGUUAUACAGGGUUUGGGGUAUGAGAGUGAUGAAUGGGAUGGAAAUGUUUCUGUUGGGUUUUGUGGAGAGCAAGAAAAAUGGGUGGGGCCUAUAUCUCAUCUUGAGAAGGUUGAUAAGCUAAUGCUUGGACAAAAAGUAAGAGUAAAAUUCUCAGUCAAGCAGCCAAGGUUUGGGUGGUCAGGUCACAGUCAUGCUAGUGUGGGGACAAUAAUAUCAAUUGAUGCAGACGGCAAACUGAGAAUAUACACACCAGCUGGUUCAAAGGCUUGGAUGCUGGAUCCAUCAGAAGUCGAGGUGGUCGAAGAGGAGGAGAUCCAUAUCGGAGACUGGGUCAAGGUUAAAGAAUCGGUAACAAACCCAACUCACCAAUGGGGAGAGGUGUCGCCUUCCAGUAUUGGUGUGGUACAUCGCAUGGAGGAUGGGCAGCUUUGGGUGGCAUUCUGCUUCAUGGAAAGGCUUUGGCUUUGCAAGGCAUCAGAAAUGGAAAAAAUUAGGCAGUUCAGGGUUGGGGAUAAAGUGAAGAUUAGAGAAGGGCUGGUGGCCCCACGAUGGGGAUGGGGGAUGGAAACUCAUGCGAGCAAGGGAGAAGUAGUAGGGGUUGAUGCUAACGGAAAGUUGAGGAUAAAGUUUAGAUGGAGAGAAGGGAAGCCAUGGAUUGGGGAUCCUGCUGAUAUUGCUCUUGAUGAAACCUAGAACAGUGGAGAUGGUAACUACUGAAAUCAUGUCAUAGGCAGCUUAUGGAAGUUUGGCCUCUCAAGUUUUUCCGAGUGGUGAAAUUAUAUCCUGUUGCUGCCGUGCAUCAUCAAUACAUGCUCAUUAGCAUGUCAUUAGAAGGAUGAUUGUGUUGGCGGAAGUUAUUGUUAAUAAAGAGGAGAAUGGUUGAUGAGCAGGCAUUGACAUUGGCAUGGGCAGUGUGCAGUGGGCUCGUCUCACUGUUGUUGACUGGUACACACAUGAGGCUUCAGAGGGAAGUAGCAGUAUGCCAUUUGUAUUGCAUUAUUUAAUGUCAAUAGUGCCUUUUAGCUUCAGAGUAAAUAUAUAUAUACUGCAUAGAAUUGGUACUAAAAUUUUGUACAAAUUAGUUCCCAUGAUUUGAGUUAUUGGCCUUGUGUUGAUUUUGGUUUAAUAGUUUUUGUGCUUCUUGUACAAGACCAGAGACUGUAAAUGUUUUACAUGCAGGAAUUUUUCUACUUA
Messenger RNA from Beta vulgaris subsp. vulgaris (sugar beet), 5678 nucleotides. Its product is annotated as E3 ubiquitin-protein ligase KEG. The transcript has 15 exons. Gene Ontology annotation, biological process: abscisic acid-activated signaling pathway; protein phosphorylation; negative regulation of abscisic acid-activated signaling pathway. Gene Ontology annotation, molecular function: protein binding; ATP binding; protein kinase activity. The coding region runs from base 288 to 5177 and encodes 1629 amino acids. Gene Ontology annotation, cellular component: trans-Golgi network; early endosome. The record is from RefSeq and is a predicted model, not a curated record. Lineage: Eukaryota; Viridiplantae; Streptophyta; Magnoliopsida; Caryophyllales; Amaranthaceae.